Molecule: messenger RNA, 3233 nt
Organism: Vicugna pacos (alpaca)
Lineage: Eukaryota; Metazoa; Chordata; Mammalia; Artiodactyla; Camelidae
Source: RefSeq, a predicted model, not a curated record
AAACUUUGUGAGAUGAGUUUUGCAAUCUGAAUUAUGCAGGAAAGUGAGACUCUGAUCAUUCUCUUAUCUGCACUUUCCACCCCAGAACCCAGUUUAUCACCUGGAAUGACUGUAUAGUAAAACAGAGUGUAUUAGAGGCCACUCAGCACAUCAGUUCCUUUUGUUUCUCUGGCCUCUGAUGGACUUGGAUGGAAAAAUGUCCCCCUCCCCCCCCAAUAGAGUGCUGUUGAGGAUCUCAGAUACGGGUGAUAGGUCCUCACUACCACAUACAAACAGACCCUUAAGAGCUAAGUCAUAGUGAGAUGUGUGUGGGUUUCUUAUCUUUUUUUUUUUUUUAAAUUCCUCUGUGGAGUAAACCACUCUCUGGGAUGUUGUCUCUCGCUCUUUUUUUUUUUUUUUUUUUAAAGUCGUAUUUAAACUCACACACUUUCUGUAAUGAGGAUUUCAGUGUAGGGUUUUUCUGCAGAAUACCUUUUGGUCCUACUAAGAACUGUCUCUUCAAAUGUUGGAGCAUUUGACUGAAAAAUCCUUAGCCUUUUUAAAGAUAUAAAUUACUGAUCUGACUAACAUGGAUUUGAAUUUGCAUCUUACUCAUGUCUACAAAAUCAUGACUCUGUAAACACACCUAGAGAUGGUGUAAGGAGGAAAUUGAGGUAUAGAGCGAUUCAGUGGCUUGCCCAUGGUUGCCUGGCAAGACAGUGGCAAAUCAGGCUUUGGUUUAAUCUCCGGUCUGCCAGUCUCAAUUACACCGCAUUGGACUCUUUCCUGUAUUUGAUGACUACCUUAUGUAUAACUUGCAGAUAGCUUACAAAUGAUUAGAAGAACUGGUUCCUUCUGAGACGCAUCAGAUCAUUACCUGUAAAAUCCAGAUCUUGCUGUCUGUUUGUGAAAAAGAAAAAUGGGCUGUGACCGAAACUGUGGGCUCAUCGCUGGCGCUGUCAUCGGUGCGGUCCUGGCUGUGCUGGGAGGUAUUCUAAUGCCAGUUGGAGACAUGCUCAUUGAGAAGACAAUUAAAAAGGAAGUUGUCCUGGAAGAAGGUACAAUUGCUUUUCAAAAUUGGGUUAAAACAGGAACAGAAGUUUACAGACAGUUCUGGAUCUUUGACGUGCAGAAUCCAGAGGAAGUGAGAGUUAACAGCAGCAAAAUUAAUGUUAAGCAAAGAGGUCCUUACACAUACAGAGUUCGUUAUCUAGCCAAGGAAAUUAUAAAGCAGGACUCUGAGACCCACACGGUCUCUUUCAAUCAGCACAAGGGUGCCAUCUUUGAACCUUCACUAUCAAUUGGAACAGAGAAUGACACAUUUACCGUCCUCAAUCUGGCUGUAGCAGCUGCACCCCACCUCUAUCCAAGUAGAUUUAUUCAACUAAUACUCAAUGCAUUUGUGAAAAGUUCAAAAUCUUCUAUGUUUCAAAAGAGAACUGUGAAAGAACUUUUGUGGGGCUAUACGGAUCCAUUCCUCAAUGCGGUUCCAUACCCUAUUUCUACCACAGUUGGUGUGUUUUUUCCUUACAAUAAUACCGCAGAUGGAGUUUAUAAAGUUUUCACCGGAAAAGACAACAUAAGCAAAGUUGCCAUAAUUGACACAUAUAAGGGCAAAAAGACUUUCUCCUAUUGGCCAAGUUACUGUGAUAUGAUUAAUGGUACAGAUGCUGCCUCAUUUCCACCUUUCAUUGAGAAGACCCGGGUAUUGCAAUUCUUUUCCUCUGACAUUUGCAGGUCAAUGUAUGCUGUGUUUGGAUCUGAAAUUAAUCUGAAAGGAAUUCCUGUGUAUAGAUUUAUUCUUCCAUCCAUGGUUUUCGCAUCUCCACUUCAAAAUCCAGACAACCACUGUUUCUGCACAGAAAAAACUAUAUCAAAAAACUGUACAUUAUAUGGUGUACUAGACAUUGGCAAAUGCAAAGGUGGAAAACCUGUAUACAUUUCACUUCCUCAUUUUCUACAUGCAAGUCCUGAAAUUGCAAAAACUAUUGAAGGCUUAAAUCCAAAUGAAGAAGAACACAGCACCUAUUUAGAUGUUGAACCUAUAACAGGAUUCACUUUACGAGCUGCAAAACGGCUACAGAUCAACAUGUUGGUCAAGCCAGCAAAAAACAUUGAAGCAUUAAAGAAUCUGAAGCAGAACUAUAUUGUGCCUAUUCUUUGGAUUAACGAGACUGGCACCAUUGGUAAUAAGAAGGCAGAAAUGUUCAGACAUCAAGUGACUGAAAAAAUAAACCUCCUUGGCCUGGUAGAAAUGAUCUCACUGAGUGUUGGUGUGGUGAUGUUUAUUACUUUUAUUAUUUCAUACUGUACAUGCAGAUCAAAGAAAGUAAAGUAAGAAGCAAAUGAGUUCUUACAUUUAUGCACCAGCUAUAAUAGGACCUUUCUUAUUAUCAACCUACAAAAUGAAGAUUUAAUAUGCUGUAUGUUUGCAAAAUGCACCUUAUCUUAUAGUUAAAAAAUAGGUGACACUUUUUUUUUUUGCACUGAGCAUGUUGCUAAAGGAUUUUUAAGAUGUCACUAAAAUCAACACUCUGAUCAAAAAAAGGGCACCUUUUCAAAUUCAACAUGUAUACAACUGAACUGAUUUUAGUUUCUACAGAUGUGGUUUGAGCACAAUCCAAUUAUUUUCAUUUGGUACGGACUCACUAAAUGGUUCCGGUGGCAAAUUUGGCAAAGGAGUGGAUGUUCUAAACAAAUCCUGGACCUGAACUUGUCUUCUUCAUCAGGGGGAAAUAUGAUUACCCUCAUCAGUGUCCCUGCAAUAGACAGACCCCAGGACUGUCACUACAUUGCAUUUCCUGAGAGCUACCUAUUUUGAAAGACAUUUAAGAAUGGAAAUUCAAUGACUGGCCUAUGAACCAUCUAUUACACAUUACUAAAGUUUUUCUGUAUGGAAUCCUUUGUACAGCAACAGCAGGCAUUAUAACCAAGCUGUUUACAAGGAUAUGGGCUUACAUUUUUGUCAGUGUGUGUCCAAAUGGACAUAUUUAAGGAUUAUCAUUUUCCACAUUCUGCAGGUUUUCUGGAAAUCUGAGCAGAUUUUGCUGUUUCUACUCAGUUGCAUACAACUUGUGCUUGGCAACUUCAAAAUGCUGUUCUAGUAGUAAGAGAUGUAAAUGAUAACGAAAUUAUUGUGUGGAAGAUUACAAAGAGUAGAAUGUGAAUUAGUAGUUAUUUGUUGUAGUUAUUCUUACUUUCAUAGUCACUUCAGAAAGACUGGUUUCAAUCAUUAAAAGAUGAUCUUCCUUAAA